Messenger RNA from Puccinia graminis f. sp. tritici CRL 75-36-700-3, 1629 nucleotides. RefSeq names its product sphinganine-1-phosphate aldolase. Bases 1 to 1629 code for a protein of 542 amino acids. Lineage: Eukaryota; Fungi; Basidiomycota; Pucciniomycetes; Pucciniales; Pucciniaceae. Gene Ontology annotation, biological process: sphingolipid catabolic process; carboxylic acid metabolic process. Gene Ontology annotation, cellular component: endoplasmic reticulum. The record is from RefSeq and is a predicted model, not a curated record. Gene Ontology annotation, molecular function: sphinganine-1-phosphate aldolase activity; pyridoxal phosphate binding. The transcript is spliced from 9 exons.
AUGGUUGGCGGUCUGACACGAAACCGAUUCGGAAACCUCCUCUCAGUCAAGGGCUUGAGAGAUCUCGUCUUCUGGUACGUCGUGUGGAAGUAUUUCAUCUCGUUUUACCGUCAUCUGCGUGCAAGAGGGAUCAGGAAAACCAUCAAUGAAACCUAUAUACAACUAGCAACCUUUGGCUUUAAAUGUGCACUCCGAAUUCCAUCCAUCAAUCGUAAAGUGACCAGUCAACUGGAUGAUGCAUCCGCCGAUAUGGAGAAGAAACUGGCGCCCAAAGGACCUGGGAUCGUUAGAUGGCUCGAGUUACCAAAGGAUGGUAAAUCAGCUGAAUGGCUGAAAGAUGAACUUGAUUCACUCUCUCGAUUACCUUCAUCAAACUGGCAGUCCGGUAAGGUCUCGGGUACAGUUUACCAUGGUGGAGAAGAACUCGAACAUGUCAUCAGCUCCGCUAUGAACAAGUACAUUAUCAGUAACCCUCUCCAUCCAGACGUUUUUCCUGGGGUGCGAAAGAUGGAAGCCGAAGUCGUCAAAAUGGUUCUCGAGCUGUUCAAUGCGCCCCCUGAGGCUGGCGGGACGGUCACCAGUGGGGGCACUGAGUCGAUUCUCAUGGCUUGCAAGAGUUAUCGGGACUGGGCACGGGAUGUUAAGGGUAUUACCGAACCGGAGAUGAUUGCGCCCAACAGCAUCCAUGCGGCAUUCGACAAGGCUGCUCACUACUUCGGCAUCAAGAUCCACUACAUUCGCGUCGAUGAGAAAACUCGCAAGGUGGACAUUGCACGGGUCAAACGUGCAAUUAAUCCCAACACAGUCAUGCUUUGCGGCUCGGCGCCCAACUACCCAGACGGCGCGAUUGAUGAUAUUACCGCAUUGGGUAAGCUGGCGAAGAAAUAUAACCUUGGCCUACAUGUCGAUUGCUGUCUUGGCUCCUUCCUUGUACCAUUUGUGGAGCAAUGUGGUUUCCCAAUGGACCCAUUUGACUUCCGGGUAGAAGGAGUCACUUCCAUCUCUUGCGAUACUCAUAAGUAUGGGUUCGCACCAAAAGGCAACAGUGUGAUUAUGUACCGGACCUCGAAAUGGCGCGAGUACCAAUACACUGUCUUUCCUACUUGGCCUGGAGGCGUAUUUGCUUCACCUUCGAUCGCAGGAUCACGACCGGGCUCAAUCAUUGCGGGAACAUGGGCUGCACUGAUGUAUAUGGGAAAGGAAGGGUACUUGGAAAGCUGUCGAUCAAUCGUCGGAGCUGCCAAAAGAUUGGAAAAGGCUAUCAGAGAAGAAAUCCCUGAAUUGGAAGUGCUGGGGAAACCAUUAGUUUCUGUGGUCGCUUUUAAGGACAAAAAAGGAAUGGGCGUAAAUAUCUAUCAACUCGGUGAUUACCUUGGCUCUAAAGGGUGGCACCUGACUGCAUUACAAUUUCCCCCCGCCUUGCAUAUCGCGUGUACCAAGCCGACAACAACAGCAAUUGAUACUCUGAUCCAAGAUCUGAAAGAAGGUGUGGCAUCUGUUAAAGGCGACAAAGAUGGCGGUAAAGGAGACAUGGUCACGCUUUAUGGUUUGGGUAGUUCUAGUGCUGUGGGCCCAGGAUUGGUCGGUGACCUGGCUAGGAGAUAUCUAGAUACGCUUUAUUCUGCUUGA